AUGGCAGCGCUGCCAAAGCGAUGGGCCUGGACAUUCCUCAAAGAGGGUCUCAAGUUCCGAAUGGGCCGUCUCUACGAGACAUUCUGGAACUCACAGUCCAACGUGAAGUAUACCGUCGUGUUCCUCUACCCUGGAGCACUUUUCUGGGUCCGAUGGCGUGCCGAGACGCAGUACAAGUACAAUGUCUUCAUCGCAGACAAGGAGGUGGAACCUGACAAGAAGCAGAACCUUUUCUUCACAUCCUGGACAAAUGGCUCCGUCUUCUACUUUCCUGCAAUGGCAACUGUGCAGGACCUGAAGCAAUCUGUCUACGGGGAUGCCUCCAAGGUGCCUCCUGCUGUUCGGGCAGGCUGCCAUGGACGCAUGAUGGAGGACAGCUUCUUUGGCACGUGGGCGUCGUUGUCAUGUGUGAAGCAGUUGCUGUCUCUGCUUCGGGUUGUGGUUCCGAAUCCUGUGCCGUCUGGGGCGGUGUUGGUGGAAGCCCCACCCAGGCCUGCACCCGUAGCACCCGUGGUUGGCGUCCUUGCCGGCGGUGCAGUAGGUGCCGCUGCCUGUGGACCCGCCGGUGCACUCGUAGGCGCGGCCGUCGGUGCAGCAGCGACCUCUGGCCCGCCCCCUGGCCGGCCAGUGGUCGUGGUAGCACAAAAGGGCAAGGGCAAAGGGAAAGGCAAGUGGAAGGGGCCCCCCGCGGUGGCCGUGCAGAUGCCUCCCUUGGGAGUGUCAGCCAUCGGCAUCCCAGCGGUGGGCAUCGAGCAGAAGAGUGGGGUGACAUACUUCGGAGUCGACGUGAUGCCGGAGACUGGUGCCACCUACCGUCUUCAAAAAAGGUACAAUGAGUUCGACGCCUUGAAGGAUAGACUGGCAAGGAUUGCGCCGGGAUCGAUGAUUGAUCGCGGCUUCCCCCCGAAGCAUCUGUUCAGCUGCGAGGGUGCCAAGCUGGAAGAGCGACGGCACGGCCUGGAGCACUGGCUCAAAGGUGCCCUGAACCAUCCCAACGGCCGAGGUGCCUGGUGUUUAGAGCUGCGGGACUUCCUCGAGGUUGGCCAGAUCCACACGCUUGCACCCGGAAUGGUAGCAGAGAGUCCUGCGGUGUCGGCCCCGCCUGCACCAGAGGGAGAGGCAUUGAAGAUCGUCGUGCCGGACGGUGUGGUGGCUGGACAGGUCCUGGCAGUCACGGUCCCUGAUGGAAGACAGCUGAACUUCACGGUCCCUGCCGGCUUCCCACCCGGAUCCGAGCUCGAGCUGUGGUUCGAUCCUGCUGCAGGAGCUUCGCAAAAUACGGUCUGUGCAGCUACGGAGCUGCCAGACUGGCGCCUGUUGUUGGACGGGCGGCUGGCCAGUUCCGAUGUCCGUUUUGCCGUCCGGCUUCCGAAGGAAGACACGGACAAUCUAGCCUUGGCAGUUCGCACCUUCUGCAAGCGAGACCCCAAGAUCGUUUUGUGGGAAGAGGAGACCGAGAAGGUUGCCUGA
Symbiodinium sp. CCMP2592 is the source of this 1470-nucleotide messenger RNA. NCBI's taxonomy places the organism in Eukaryota, Dinophyceae, Suessiales, Symbiodiniaceae. The record is from the annotation of a GenBank genome assembly.